Molecule: messenger RNA, 1938 nt
Organism: Penicillium atrosanguineum
Lineage: Eukaryota; Fungi; Ascomycota; Eurotiomycetes; Eurotiales; Aspergillaceae
Product: protein serine/threonine kinase activating protein nimO
Exons: 3
Coding region: 1-1938 (645 amino acids)
Biological process (GO): positive regulation of nuclear cell cycle DNA replication; regulation of cell cycle phase transition
Cellular component (GO): Dbf4-dependent protein kinase complex; nucleus
Molecular function (GO): protein serine/threonine kinase activator activity; zinc ion binding; nucleic acid binding
Source: RefSeq, a predicted model, not a curated record
AUGGCCGCUGUAUUCAUCCCACCUUCUCCCCAAACUUCGCUGAAUAUGUCGACUCGCCGCCCUCUCGCCAACGUGCCGAAUGCAACCAAUUCUCCCCACCGGGCAGGGCUCCUGCCGGCCAAGCGAGCUCGGUCUGGACAGCUUGAAAUUCCCUACGGCCAGCCUCCGCCCAAGAAGCAGGUGAUGGACGCGGCGGAGCAGGAUUCUCGGUCCCCUUCACGAAACCGGUCGACGGCCUACCAGAGCACUGAGUCGAAGCUCUUCUCGAGACGGUCCAAUAAUCCCAAUCCUAGUGCGUUCGAAAAGAAGCUAGUUGCUGCUCGUGAAAAGGAUCGCACCUCGCAGCUGAAGACGGCCAGAGGCGAGAAGCCUUCCGCAGACACCAUGGACACAAUUCGACAGUGGCAACGGCACUACCGCAAGGCAUUCCCACAGUUCGUUUUCUACUUUGACAGUAUUCCGGAGGAUGUUCGUCGGAAGUUCUCUCGUCAAGUCGUUGCUCUUGGAGCUCGUGAGGAAAAGUUCUUCUCUCGUCUGGUUACUCACGUCGUUACUUCGCGUCCUAUUCCCCCGGAAGCCUCUACUAGCCCGACCGAGGAGGCGGCACCUGGAACCGAUGGAGAGGCCAAUAUGCAAACCGUGAACCCUUCCUUGCUGGAAAAGAAUGGCGACACCCACCUGCAGCCUUCACUGAAGAAUGAUCCGCGUCGGGAUCAAGGCACCAUGGAUGUCUUGCAGAGAGCUCGGCAGAUGGGUAUGAAAAUUUGGGCAUUGGAAAAGCUUCAGCGAAUGAUCACAACAAUCAACGACAAUGACAUUGGUGGUCAGAACGAUGCCUCUCGGAGCAAAGCUGCUGCUACGGCCAACGGGCGUGGCGAAAACGAUCUCUCGCGUGUUCUUCGUCAAGAGGCUUUGAAUGGACCCUCUGACCGUGAUCCGUUGUCGUCGAUGGAGCUGCUCAUGUUCAAGGGACCUUUCGUCUACAUUCACGACAUGAAUGAGAAGACCAAGCCGGUCAUGGUCCGAGAGUACUCCAAGGUUACCAGACGCCAGGAUGGAGUCUGGCCACAGUUCCGAAGUGCGCCUCUAGGCAAGUGUCCAUUCCUCGAUGAGCCUCCGAGCCGCAAGGAUUUCGACCGUCACCGCAUGCGCCAGAUCCAGAAAGAGAAGAAAUCGGCUCUUCAGAACAUGGACGAUCGCACCAAACCAUCUGCUGCUGCCGCCGAGCGGGCCAUCGACACCAAAUUGGUGACCGAGCUUCACAAGCCCAAGCGGUCCGAAGAGCAACAGCCCAACCAAUAUGAGGCCCCAGCGAAGGCUUUGACUGAUGAAUCUCACGAGCGCAAGAGCUCAGAGAGCUUCAUUCCUCCUCAUUUCCCCCGAACCGGCCCCUUCUACGCCGGUCGUGAGCCUGCCGCCUCUGGAGUACAGCCAUCCAAUGUCACAUCCGCCAUCCGGUCCCAGAUGAUCUCAUCAACCGCCGCCGCACCAGGAGCGAAGGCAGGCCUGAGUAAGGAAGUCCAUGGCUUGAAGAGGAAGGUGCUCGAGAAGGGCAGCGGCAUUGGAUCGAUGGCUGCUCCGCAACGUCCUAUCAACGGGUCCGCUGUCCCUGCUAGGGGUCAAAUCUUCCCUAAACCCACCGGUCUUGAAAAUAAUCGCCGCUCUCAGGAGGGCAGUGGAAACCAAGCAGAAGCUGCUGGCACGAAGCGUCGUCGGGACGAAGAUCAGGACAGCGAGCAGAAGAAGCCAGAGCGACGGCGAGACCCAAAACCUGGCUACUGCGAGAACUGCCGUGAUAAGUUCGAUGACUUUGAAGAGCACACCUUGACUCGAAAGCAUCGCCGCUUCGCCCAGAACACGGCUAAUUGGGCCGAACUUGAUGCCCUGCUGUUUGAGAUUCAACGGCCUUUGAAGGAAGAGUACGAAUUUAACGAGUGA